CUCGCACAUGUUUUCGAUGGGAACAGGAAGACACGUGUGACAAGAAGUAAACCAAGCUGAAAAACUGUUAAGAUUGCUAAACUGCUGUAGUUUCAUGAGAAAACAAUAGGGCUGUUAUCAUGCACAAUCCUGGAUAUUUUCCACCGCCAGAUUUUAACUGUCCACCUCCAGGGCCGAUGCUAAGGCCGCCGAUGUUCAACUGGAGACCUCCACCGCCUGGUGGGUUUCAUCCAGAAAACGCAAAUUGCUUCGAGCCACCAGCCGGGCCUUGGGGCUUCAACCCGGCAUGGAAUAGUUACGGAGGGCCUGGUCACCAGAACGCUGGAUUUGAAAUUUACCGACCAUACCCUAAAUUCGGACAUAAACGUGGACGCCAAGAAAAUGGACCGAAUCAGAAAAUGGGAGGAACAAAGAAAAAGAAAAAAGAACCACAGUUUACCCAUUUUUGUGACUCUUGCGACCGAGGCUUUAAAAAUCAAGAAAAGUACGAUGAACAUGUUGCGCAGCAUGUCAAGUGUUCAGUGAAAGAUUGCAGUUUCACGGCUCACGAGAAGCUGGUUAAUAUUCAUUGGAAAAAUAACCAUGCACCAGGAGUCAGGAGGAUCAAACUGGACACUCCAGAUGAAAUUGCAAAAUGGAGGGAAGAGAGGCGGAAGAACUACCCCACUGUGUCUAAUGUAGAAAAGAAGAUGAAGCUGAUGGAAGAGCGAGAAGAGAGAGGAGAAGUGCUAGAGACAGCCCAGUUUGGGCGGAUGAGGGGCAGAGGGCACACGCGGGGUAACAGGGGCCGUUGGUCCCGUCAGCAUGGGGGAAGGUUUCGGAAUUCCCAGGGAAGGGGGUGGAUAACACCAGGAUCCAAUGAUAAUGAGGAGAGACAGACAGAAAGACCAUCUCAACCCUCCAAACAGACCUUAAAUGAGGGAGACCCGCUUGGAGCCCUCGCCAACAGUGACCCAGACUCGGACAAGGACGAAGCCGCAGACGGCAGGACGGCAGGCCUGACUGUGACCCCGAAACACAUGACCUCUGGGCUGAGUGCCCUGGUGGCCAGCUAUGGCUACGAGUCCGAUAGCGACAGCGACCAGGAGCCUGUGGGUGAGUCAUUUGACUGGCCGCCGCUCAAAGCCGAAUCCCAGAGGGUUUACAUUUCAUUUCUAAUCUGUUUAAGAGGGAAAGUUCUCUCACUAAAGACCCGUGCUGACAGUCUGCCUGUCUGGCUGGUCUGA
This is a messenger RNA of Megalops cyprinoides (Indo-Pacific tarpon), 1226 nucleotides long. Its product is annotated as nuclear fragile X mental retardation-interacting protein 1-like. NCBI's taxonomy places the organism in Eukaryota, Metazoa, Chordata, Actinopteri, Elopiformes, Megalopidae. The coding region runs from base 120 to 1226 and encodes 368 amino acids. Gene Ontology annotation, biological process: box C/D snoRNP assembly. Gene Ontology annotation, cellular component: nucleus. Gene Ontology annotation, molecular function: RNA binding. The transcript is spliced from 8 exons. The record is from RefSeq and is a predicted model, not a curated record.